Molecule: messenger RNA, 1569 nt
Organism: Paramuricea clavata
Lineage: Eukaryota; Metazoa; Cnidaria; Anthozoa; Malacalcyonacea; Plexauridae
Source: the annotation of a GenBank genome assembly
AUGGCGCUGACAAAUGACAAGCCCGCUGCGAAGAAGAUUCUUUGCGACAGCUGUGACAGUGAAGAAGCUGCUCAAAGCCGUUGCAAUGAAUGUGGAAUAUUUCUUUGUCAAUAUUGUACCGAGUUUCAUAAACGAUCUCGGUCAAUGAAACAUCACGAGCUGGUGACCAUGGAGCAAUUGAAAUCCAAUCCAGGUCCCCAGAACAUUGCUGAGAAGAUACGAUGUCCCAAACACAAGGAAGAAGUCAUCAAGUUGUUUUGUAAAACAUGUCAAACAACCAUUUGUAGAGAUUGCACCAUCGUUGAUCAUCGGCAGCAUGAAUAUGGGUUUGUUGAAGAAGUCGCUGUCGAAGAAAAACGUCAUUUGCAAAGCAAUCUUAAUGAAGUAAAGCAAAGAAAAGGAAGAGUCGCACAGGGAAUUGCAAACCUGAAGAAAUUUGAUGAAGAUCUGGAGGCUAAGAAGACGUCAACAAUCUCAGAAAUCAGUCAGCACUUCGAUCAACUUGUCAAAGCUGUGGAAUCUCGGAAAAGAGAAAUGACGGAAAAAGCGACUUCCAUUACGAAUUCCAAACAAAAACAGAUUCACGCCCAGUUAGAGGUCUUAGAAGUGGCUUUAGCAAGUUGUGAAAGCAGCAUCGAGUUUACAGAGCAAGCGUUCAAGAAUAGCAACGAUGUUCAAAUAUUGAGCAUGGAGAAGUACAUUUUGCAGUCUUUGGAGCAGCUGAAAGCAGUUAAAGAUCAAACAAAGCCUUGUGUCACUGAAGACAUGGUGUUUAUCAUUCCUUCGUCGGUGCAGGAAAAAAAGAAACAGUUGUUGAUUGACUAUGACGUAGAUGACGUUGUAGCAAAUCCUGAAAGUUGCACGGCUUCCUUUAAAGAAACCAAAGCAACAUUUAAUCCUGGGAAACAGUACUCCAUAACAUUAAUCUGUCACGACAAAAAUAACCGAAGAUUAAGAUGCGGAGGUCAGGACAUCAAACCGUCGUUCACUGGAAUGGAGGUCAGUGAUGUUGUCGUUACUGAUAAUAAGGAUAGCUCCUACACUAUCAGCUGUUGUCCUCGUCAGGGUGGAAUGUUGAAGUUCGAGGUAUCCAUCAAUGGAACGCCUGCUCCAAAUUGUUCUUUGACAAAACAAGUGAAGUGGGUUAUAAGUUAUGCUCAUGGUAAAGGUCGUAUUACUGAUGGUGGACGUACAAUGAGGAGUGAUGGUGAUUACUGUUGCAGAGUAGGUGGAUGUUACUUUGAUUCCGGAGUCCACACGUGGAAAGUUCAAUUGAGUAACUUUAGCUUUGAUCCACUCAGUGCUGAAGUUGGAAUCAUCGACUAUGACGAAAUUAAUGCAGAUAUUGCUCAGAGCGAAAAGAAGUGUGUUCAUAAGUGUUCUGUCCCACCUGGUUGUUCCGCUGAUAUUUCCUUUAAUCUGGAAAUGGAAAAAGGAACAUUGAACGUCAAGGUGAAUUCGAAUAGUCGUUUUGGCUCUAGUACUAACAGCUAUCAGUUCACUGCACGUCGUGUUUCACCUUUCUUUGCGUGCAGCUCACCUAAUCUGCGUAUUCGUUUAGUGGAAUGA